This is a messenger RNA of Manihot esculenta (cassava), 5794 nucleotides long. Its product is annotated as nuclear pore complex protein NUP214. The transcript has 17 exons. Gene Ontology annotation, molecular function: structural constituent of nuclear pore. NCBI's taxonomy places the organism in Eukaryota, Viridiplantae, Streptophyta, Magnoliopsida, Malpighiales, Euphorbiaceae. Bases 191 to 5722 code for a protein of 1843 amino acids. The record is from RefSeq and is a predicted model, not a curated record. Gene Ontology annotation, biological process: RNA export from nucleus.
UGAAGUUGUGGAUGCUUUAAGACGGCGUUCGUACCAGAGUGCCAGCCGCCUAGCCCGAUCAUUGAGGCCUUUUAGGGCUCUGCUAUUCUUCCCGCCCAAUGACGUAAACACUGGCCUUGCUGCUACUGCACACUGGUUGAACUGCUUCUGCUAAUGCUAAAUCGCUGCAAAUUUUUUGAAAAAUCAAAGCAUGGGAGCCGAAGGCUACGAUGAAAGCAUAAGAAAAGUACAAAUUGGAGAAGACAUUGAGGGUGGCCAUGAGGAUUCGGAAGAUUACUUCUUCGACAGGAUCGGCAAGCCUAUUCCGAUCGUCAAAGGGGAUGCCUACCAAUUGCAAUCUCCUCCCUCUCGUCCUCUCGCGGUCUCCGAGCACCACCGCCUCAUCUUCAUUGCCCAUUCUUCAGGGUUUUGUGUUGCCAGGACCAAGGAUGUUAUGGAUGCAGCCGAGGAUAUUAAGGCCAAGGGAACUUCUUCUUCUAUAGAAGAGCUGAGUGUUGUGAAUGUGCCUUUUGAGAAUGUUAACAUUCUUUCUCUCUCUACUGAUUCUUCUACGCUCGCGGUUUCUGUUGCCGCAUUUGUUCAUUUCUUUUCUGUUGAUUCUCUUCUUAAAAAGGACUUGAACCCAACUUUCUCUUGCUCACUGAGUGAAUCAAGUGCUUUUGUCAAGGAUAUGAUAUGGAGAAGGAGAUUAGAAACGUCUUUUCUCGUUCUUUCAAAUCAUGGAAAGCUAUAUCAUGGUGCUCUUGGUGCUCCCCUUAAAGACGUAAUGGAUAAUGUUGAUGCUGUUGAAUGGAGUUUAAAGGGAAAGUAUAUUGCUGUGGCAAGAGAAAAUAUUCUCCACAUUUUGUCAUCUAAAUUCAGGGAAAAAUUACACAUAUCCUUACCGUUAAAGUCGUGGAUUGGAGAUUCUGAAGAGAACUUCUGUGUUAAAGUGGAUUCUAUCAGGUGGGUACGUCCUGAUAGCAUUGUUGUGGGAUGCUUUCAGCAAACUGCAGAUGGAAAGGAGGAAAAUUACCUCAUCCAAGUUAUCAGAAGCAAAAAUGGCAAGAUCACUGAUGCUUUUUCCAAGUCAUCUGUGUUGUCAUUCUAUGAUUUAUUUCCUGGUCUCAUUGACAACAUUGUGCCCCAUGGAAAUGGCCCUUACUUGUUCUUGAGCUAUUUAGGACAAUGGGCGCUUGCAAUUACAGCAAACAGAAAGAAUAUCGAUCAGCACAUUCAAUUACUUCGUUGGUCCGUAGAGGAUGACACAACUGAAACUUCAGUUAUUGAUAUUGAUCGAGAUACUUGGGUCCCGAGGAUUGAACUUCAAGGUAAUGGUGAUGAUAACUUGAUCAUGGGACUUUGUGUUGACAAGGUUUCCCUCUUUGGAAAAGUUAGAGCUGAAGUGGGGCUUGAGCAGAAAGAACUUUCUCCAUAUUGUGUUCUUUUCUGUGUCACACUUGAGGGAAAGCUUGUCAUGUUCUAUGUUGCAAGUGCUACAGAACUUACCAUUCCUCCUGAGGAUUUUGCGCUUUAUGAUGAAGAGGAUUCUUUGUCAGAUAUACCUGCAGAAUGUGCUCAGUCGGAACUUCCUUCUGGAUUAGGGAAACAAACAUCGGAACAGGUAGAUGUAGGUCUUCAACUGAAGAACGAGAGCAAAUGGGAAUCAAAUAUUGGUAAAGUUAGUGAAAUUCCUAGAACCACUGGCCUUAUGCCUUCUGGUAAGGGUGGUAGUUCAAUGGCUUUGCUUGCUACAGAACAAACAUCCUAUAAAGGUACUAUUCCUAAAGGGCGCCAAGUGGAAUCUCUGGUGAACUUUGAGUUUUCUGUAGCUGAUGGCCAAGAAAAUGCUUCUGUCACAAAGCUGCACCAUAGUGUAGAAGGUCAACAAGCACAGAUUUCUGGUCAGCAAAGUGCCAAAGUUGGGCAGUCAUCUUUGAAGAAUUCACCCCUUGACGGGCCUAGUUAUUUUGACAAACAUUCUAGCAAAGCUGAAAGUCAAAAAUUUGUGGAAUUUAGAUCUGAUUCUACUGCUUUAUUAAAUAAAGUUCCUAAAGAUAUCCCCAGCCAAUUAUACGAUAAGGAGUUACAAAAAAGUAAUGACAUGCCUGAGGCUUCACCAGUUGCAAUUAGUUCCACUGGUUUACAAAGUGCCCCAUCGCACUCAUGGUCAAGUGGAAAGGUUAUGUUUUCAGGGGGUUAUGAAAGCAGAUCUGCACUUUUAACUUCUACUUCAAUUCAAGGAAAUAAAUUUGAUAAUACUGGCGUUAGCGUUGAUGCUGGAAUUGUUAGCAGAUCUUCAACCAAUUUACCUGUUAGAUCAAACCAAAAUCUGGGACUGAAGGCUUCUGUGAUAGGGACAAUUCAAUCAUUGCCUUCUAUUCGUAGUUCACAUUUACCAUCUCAAGAAACUUUUGCUUUGGGCAACCAUAGUCCUUAUUCUUCAAAGGAUGCUCAUAAAACACUGUCACUGUCAAAUUCUGAGCCAUACUUAUCAAAACAAUUUGGCAAUAUUAAGGAGAUGACCAAAGAAUUGGAUUCACUUCUGCAUUGUAUUGAAGAACCAGGUGGAUUCAUGGAUGCCUGCACUGUUUCCCAAAGGAGUUCGAUUGAAGCUUUGGAGGGGCACAUGCAAACUCUUUCUGAAAAAUGCAGAGCGUGGAAGAUCAUGAUGGAUGAGCAGCUUGGAGAGAUCAGACAUCUGCUGGAUAAAACUGUGCAAGUUCUGGCGAGAGAAAUAUAUAUUGAUGGUAUCGUCAAGCAAGCCUCUGAUAGUCAAUAUUGGGAUCUAUGGAAUCGCCAAAAGUUGAGUUCUGAACUUGAGCUGAAGAGGCGACAUAUAUUAAAAUUAAAUCAGGUUUUGACCAAUCAGUUAAUUGAAUUGGAGAGGCACUUCAAUACCCUUGAACUUCAUAAGUUUGGUGAAACUGGAGUUCAUGUGAAAUGUCGGAGAGCUUUUCAAAGUAGAUACGGGCCUUCAAGACAAGUUCAGUCCUUGCAUACUUUACAUAAUACAACAUAUUCACAACUAGCAGCUGCUGAACAACUUUCAGAAUGCCUCUCAAAACAAAUGGAUCUGCUGAGCAUAGAAUCACCUGUAAAACAAAAAAAUGUAAAGAAGGAACUAUUUGAAACAAUUGGAAUCACCUACGACCCCACCUUCACCUCUCCAGAUGCAGCAAAAGUUGGCGAUUCUUCUUCAUUGAAGAAACUUUUAAUUUCUUCUGGUUCUGCUGCUAAUAAGUCUCAGUCAAGAAGACGGCAAUCAAGUGCUAUGAACAGCUCUGAUUCAGAAACUGCAAGGAGAAGGAGGGACUCACUGGAUCAGAGCUGGGCGAGGUUUGAGCCCACAAAAACAACUGUAAAGAGGGUACUUUUGCAAGAAAGUCAAAAGACAAGUAUGAAUAAAUCAUCCUUGAUGAAUAUGCAACAACUUGGCCCUUCUUUUGUGGAUAGCUCUACAGUCAGUCACCCGAAGGACCUCACAUCUCCUUCAACCUAUAUGUACUCAUCUGGAAACAAAGGUAUUCAGCAUAUGGUCCCAAAACAGGCCUUGGUUAACAGAUCAACUCCAUCUAAAUGGGUUAAUGACUCUCCUCCACAAUCUCAAUCCACAUCUAAAGCUAUAGGGUUGAGGCCUCCCAUGUUACAAAAUAAUAAUGCUGUGUUGCCUGCAAUUUCUCCAUCCCAAGUGUUGCCUGUGACAACACAACUCCUUGUCAGGGAGAGUAGCAAUAUCACUGCUGAUAGAUUAAACAGUACGGCUUCCUCUGUUGGGAAGUCUGAUUCUGUAUUUAUCAAAGACACCAAGUCUAUUCAGCAAUCUGAAGCUAGCAUACACAAAAAAUCAUCAGUUUCAAUGGAGUUACCUGCACAGACACCAGUGUUAACGAAGAAGUCAAGUGAAAUGAAGGGGACUGUGCUUACAAAUUCAACAACUGAAACUGUGGAUCAUGGACCAAGUAGCACAAAAAGUUACGGUUCUUCAUUUCCUCUUCUCACCACUGCUGUUCCAGCGUCACUCUCUCAUCCUGGAAAAGUUUCCCAGUUCAAUGUUGCAGCUAGUGGGAGCCAACCUAGUGCAAAAACAUCAUUUUCUCAAGCAUCCUCAAUGCCACUUACAGUUUCUUCAUCUCCAAUGAUUAACUCAUCAAAUUUUGCAUCUUCUGCAUCUCCUCCAUCUUCAACUGGACUAUCCUUCUUGGCUGCAAUGCCAUUUGGCACGUCUUCUAUUACUUCUAAAGAUAAUUUUGAUGUUAAACAAACAAUUUCUUUGGCAUCCUUAUCUUCAGUUUCUCCUCCUAGUACUUUAUCGCUUCAGGCUCCCAAGUCACUGUCACCCUCGCACUCUCCACCUCCAGUUUCAGAGUCUUCUAGACCAGAGCUUCGCUCUAGCACCAAACAAAUGUCACCUCCUAUAAAUCCAAGUCAUUCACCUUCAGUAUCGGAAUCUCUUAAAACGGAGGUUCAUCUCCCUACAGGCAAGCUUUCUAUUAGCUCAGCUCUACCUUUAGCAUCAGUCUCUCAUAAACCAGGUCCUGAACCCCCUACAGGCAAAACUUCACCCUUUUCUCCUCCGAUUUCUCCUUUGACAUCAGAGUCUCCUAAAAUACAGUUGCAAACUUCUACAGACAAAUUUAGCUCAAGAACAGCUGUCGAUACUGCUAUAACUGUUCCCCUUACACAGCUUGAUCCUCCUGCAUUUAAUGUGAAGCUUGCACCUCCAGUGUCAUCCGACCCUAUGACUGAAAUUUCAACCCAAUUGGGAUAUGGAAGUCAGUCCAGUCUGAACGUAGCAAAUCCUGUAUCUGGUAUAGAGCUGAAUGUGCAACCUAAGCAGCCAGAUGAUGCGCGUGUUCUUUUUGGGGCGCCACUAGCUUCUGACAAUGUUGCUAGUGGAAAGAAUGCAAAUUUGGAUGUUGCAGUUACCGAAGAGGAUGAAAUGGAGGAAGAGGCUCCUGAGACUAGCCGCGCAAAUGAAAUUAGUUUGGGCAGCCUUGGAGCUUUUGGUCUUGGCUCAACCCCUAGCUCAACAGCUCCUAGAGCAAAUCCGUUCGGUGGUUCAUUUGGAAAUGUGGGAACAAAUCAAGCAAGCUCUGGAUUCAAUAUGACUGUACCUAGUGGUGAACUCUUUCGGCCUGCAUCGUUUAGCUUUCAAUCUCCACAGCCUUCACAACAGCCUUCCCAACCAUCACCACCAACAAAUCUGGGUGCAUUCUCUGGUGGUUUUGGUGCUGGAGCAGUUGGUCAAGCUCCUGGUGGGUUUGGCCAGCCUGCACGAAUCGGAGCAGGACAAGCAGCACUGGGAUCAGUUCUUGGUUCUUUUGGGCAGUCAAGACAAUUUGGUGCUGGUUUACCUAGUGGCUUUGCUAGUGCUAGUUCAAUGGGUGGCUUUUCAAGUGCCGCAGCAGGUGGAGGAUUUGCUGGUGCUGGUUCUACUGGUGUUGGCUUUGCAGGUUUGGCCUCUGGUGGUGGGGGGUUUGCUGGUGCGGCUUCAGGUGCUGGUGGAUUUGGUGGCAUGGCUUCAGCUGGUGGCGGAUUUGCUGUUGCUGGCAGUGGUGGUUUUUCUGGAGCAGGUGGUGGAUUUGGGGCUUUCAAUAAUCAGCAGGGAUCCAGUGGCUUCUCAGCUUUCAGCGGUAAUGCAGGAGGCAACCAACAAGGAACUGGUGGUUUCUCAGCUUUUGGUGGCAAUGCAGGAGGAACUGGAAAACCUCCAGAACUCAUCACACAAAUGAGAAAAUAGGCUUGUUAGUUUUCUUUUCUUUAAUGCUUGCAAAAAUAAAUCAUUGGGUUUUUAAUGAAAAUCAUUUUGCAA